Molecule: messenger RNA, 1117 nt
Organism: Cynoglossus semilaevis (tongue sole)
Lineage: Eukaryota; Metazoa; Chordata; Actinopteri; Pleuronectiformes; Cynoglossidae
Gene: cinp
Product: cyclin dependent kinase 2 interacting protein
Exons: 6
Coding region: 330-950 (206 amino acids)
Source: RefSeq, a predicted model, not a curated record
CUAAAGCCCCUCCACAGUGGGCGGGUCUUAUCCAUAAGGUUUCUAAAGUAUAGACAGGUGCACCGCAUGCUCAGUUUGUCUCUCAAUGACAGAAAACCAAAGAUGUGCAGCCACAGCUCAGUAGGAAGUUCAGCUGCCAGUCGACAUGCCAUUGGCGAGCAUAGGGCGUAGGUGGAUAAGAGAUCUCACUCCGACGUUCUUUCACACCGGAAACACCUUUAGAAUCUUCGGCCUGUGAAAGCCACCGGGGCAGAAGGGGGUGUUACAGAGCCAAAAAAAAAGAAUCACCCUAGAAGAAGAACCAACAGGAAGCCGUGAAGUGAACCAGCAUGGAUGGUCUUACACAUGACACCAUGGCGACUUCAUCUAGCAGGAAGUGCUCUGCUAUCACUGGAAGUGCACGCAAAAUUAAAGACAACAUGGCUGACUGGCACAAUCUGAUGCUCAAAUGGGAGAAGUUGAACGACACUGGAUUCAACAUCAUCACAAACAUCAGCAACAUGAGACUUUCCCAGAGCAGCCAGUCUUCUUCAUCAUCCUCUUCAUUGGCUUCAGCCGAUACUGCUGCAGACCUGCAGGACCAAUGCAGCAAACUUCGGGAAAUUGUUGACAAAAUGGUUGCUAUUGUAAAAAAGAUGGAGCGUUUGAUGACAUCACAGCGAGGCCUUCAGGAUUUGGAGGACUUUCAGUUUGGACCUGAAGGCAGAAAAGUUCCGCUGUUUCACACAUGGAGCACACAGCAGUUUGUGGCGUCAUCCGACAUCCUCUGUGAAGCAUUCCAACAGGAAGUGAAACUGAAGCAAGUCGUCCUGCAGGAAGUGGCUCACAGCACGAACUCUGACCUCUGUACUGUCUAUCUGUCCUGCUGGUUACACCAGCCUUUUAUCCCUGCCCACGUUCGACAAACACUUGAAGCACUGCUGCUGGAGACUGGACAUCGCCCACUGUGAUGUGAUCACAUGUAUCAGCAGUGAGACUGGCAGCAUAUAGACUGGACUUGACUAUUAAUUCAGCAUACUGUUUAAGUUUAUUGGACAAACAUGAAAUGUGUUCAGUGAUCAAUACGUUUGACAUCAAUGUUUAUAAAAAGUAAUAAAAUAGUUUUCCACUUUUUAAA